GAAAUGAAUCUCGUGGGGCCAGCUCUUUAGAGGAAGAGGUGGGGAAUCCGAAUGAUAGUGUGCCUGAAAGAGUUAGCAGGCUGUUAGUGUACGAUGUACCUCCUUGUCUCAUCAAAGUGAAUGACAUGAAGGGUGGACUUAGGUCGAUUUGCCUCAUUCUCAUGAUGUUGUUAGAAGUGUUAUCUGGCUUUCCUGACUUGGCUAGUUUCCGACCACCGCCUUUUGGAAGUCUACUUCCCCGGGACCCCAUAGUUGCUGAAAGACAGAGUCUGAAUUUGACUUGUGAAUUGGAUGUGUCCCUCCUAAAGAAGGCCAUCAAUGCAACAAAUAUAUUUUUCACAUUUCAUCCCCUUCCCCUGGAUAAUUCAGAUAUUAAUGACUUCAACCACUCAGUGGAGAUAAUAUCUGAGACAACAGCAGUACUUUCAGUUCUCAGCCUUCCUGUGGGUAAAACUGGCAGGUACAGUGCUCGUUGUAAUGUCAAUCAGACAGGUGGGAUAAUCACAAAGGGACCUGCACAAGAGAUCAUUGUGGAAGGCCAACCAGAUGUUCCCAAGAAUGUGCAGUGUGUCUUCCAUGCCAGGACAACUCUCAACUGUACAUGGGAUAAUGGGAGAGCCACUGGGAGUGCCACCAACUGGACAUUGCUUUGGACCAUGGAUCCUGAUUCCAGCCCUGUUCCCUGUCAGCUCCUUUCAGCUACUAUGGACUCUUGUAAGUGGGUGGAGGAGCAGACAGUGGCACAGAUACAGUCCGGUACUACAAUGCUUGUGCAGGUCAUUGCACAAAACACAUUCUGGACAAAGAGGACUUCCAAGAUUCUGGUUGAUCCUUUUAAAUUAGUAAAGCCAGACCCAGUAACACACAUUGAUGUACAGACAAAUGCAAGUUCAGUUUUAAUUUUGUGGCCUGCCCCGAAGUUUUCAGAGGAACACACAAUUCAGUGGUGGAAUGGGACAUGCUGUGUAAAAAAUCUGGUAGUACUAGGGACUGGCAUUGUAUCAGUAGUGAUUGAAGACAUGGCUCCAAACAUCAAUUAUACCGUAUGUAUUAAGUCUAAACCUAGGACAAGUGGCUUCUUCAGUGACCCUGUUUGUAGAGUCAUUGGGAUGAUCCAUACAACUACAGUAGCCAGUGAUAUGGUAUUAGAGCCGGUGGCUACAGGAUUUGUGCCAGUGUCAACUGUUGGCAUUGUUACUGGAGUGACCUUAGCAGCUCUCUUUCUGAUUGGAGGCAUCUUGUUGCUUAUGAAGAUGCACAAAUAUGUGCACAAAAAGAUUGCUAUCAUGGUACCUCCUGAAACCAUAAAGGAAGAGGUACUUGGACAAAAUAGUUGCCAGAGUCUCAGAAUAGAUGAUGAAAGUGUGGAUAGUGGAAUCCAGUUUUCUUCAUCUAGUAGCAUCACCCCAACUAGUCAAGGACACACUUAUUACCAAGUAGGCAGACAAGCAAUUAACAAAGGAGAAAAGGUCCACUUGAAUGAUGCGCUCACAGCUUGUAGACUUUCAAUGACUGCUACAUCUUCUAGUGAAGGAAUUAAAUCUAUGUCAUCAGUGUCUGACCAAAUCAGUCGUGAGGAUUUGACCAUAAGUGAUGGGGAGUCUCCCUGUACAGCUGUUUUGACAGAUAAUAUUGAGAACAAUGUUACACCUGCUUCAACAGAUGAUAUUGUAAUCAGUGGCAUAUCCAAUGCUAUGACAGAAGAAACUGUGAGCAAUGUUACAUCAAAUGUGACAGGUGAGAUUGUGACUGGCACAUCUGAUACAAAACCAGUAGAAAAUGAGACUGUGUCAAGGCAACAAAGGGCAGUGUGCACCCAGGCAACUACUUUCAAUCAAGUCUGUGAAGAGUCAUUUGAAACGAGGAUUUUUAAAGAAACAAAUUGUUAUGAACCUGAUGUUUGUAUGGGUGGACAAUGUGAACCAUGUGUGUAUUAUGAAGAUUUAUAUAGCUCUGGUGAUUCUGAAGUGUCCAGUACUAGUAAAUCAGAUGGCUACAAGGGAUGGACAGUCAAUGUGGGUCUGGGAUGUUAUGCAGAGAGUAGUAUCAAUUCAUCUGGAUGUGAAUUAUCCUCUUGUGUAAACCGCUAUGGUGAAACAUCUUUUAAUCAGAAUGGAAGGGAAUUAGAUAUACCCCGAAACCCACAGAAAUGAAGAUAUCAUACAAGAAAUGCAGCAAGAUACACAUGACUCAUUAUCUGCUGAUACUACUCAAGGAAUACAGCAGGAUUCCCUUGACAUAACAGCUGCACAACCUCUAUUUGGAGAAAAAACAACGCAUGUUACUUACACUGAAGAUAAGAGCUCAUCUGGAGUAAAUGGGAAUUUAUGUGUUUUAUUGGAUAAUGACUUUGAAGGUGGGAAGACAGAAAACAUUGUUGAUAUGAUUGGUUCAUCAGUAGAGUUAGAAAAUACAAGUAAUUCACUUACUCAGAAUGAAAAUUCAGGGAAUCACAAAAUGCUUCAGAUGCAAAAGAUUAAAUUUGCUGAAGCUGACAAACAUUUAUUUAACAAUAACAGAAGUUUGGGUCAGAAGUAUAAUCAACAAAAAAUAUUUAAUCCAGCUAUCCUUCCUUCUAUAGGGUAUGCACAAUUCAGUCUCAGUCCAACACCAGGUAAUAUUGUACUGUACAUGUAGAUUGUUCUAAAGAUGAAGAAAAGGGGCCAGAUUGUCAGUUCUCAAUGUUAAUUUAACCAUCCAUCAGGGCCUCUUUCUGAAAACCUUAAUAUUUUUGGGGAACCAAUGCAAGUACAGACUAAGUUUACCUUGGCCAGUAGAUGCCAAUAAAAUAUUGUGUAUCGGUAUGAUCAGGGAAUUUGUUUUCUUGAAUGUUCUUUGUGCCUUAAGAAACACAGUAUCAUAUGUGGCCAGUAAAACCCUAAAUACUUAUAUUUUAUAUUACAUUUUGAAAAGCAAUUUCAUUCUCAGCAGUAUAUAUCAUUAAAUUUUACUUUUCUCUUCAGCAUAGUGAAAAGAUUGUCAUAUAACAGAUAUAAUUCAUAAUUUUCACAGAGAAAUGCUAUAGUGGAUCUACAAUGUAUGUGAGACAGGUGGGCAGUGGGUGCACCCAAUUCUCAGUUUAACCAUUACUCCCCCCCCCCCCCAAAAAAAAAAAAAAAAGAAAAUUUACAAUGUGGAACAAGACAAAACCAAACAAUUUUUCAGUCCCUGUGUUUUUUCAAUAAUAGAAAAAAAUCUGCUGAGUACAGAGGGCAUUCCCCUCAUUGUGUCCGAAAACUGCUCAAAACUAAACUCUAAACUCAGAUUUCAAAUGAAGCAAGACAAAUAGUUUGCCUCUGUGACCCACCUCCAGGAUUUAGCUGCCACUAACAUGAGAUUAGAAAUUAUUUUCUUGCAGUCAUGUACUCCAUGAUAAAGGUUACAGCCUAUGUCUUAUUUAGUUUUAUAAAGAGUUUUAUUUAAAGUUUUAGUAAAUUACAUUUCCUGAAAGCUACCUGCACAGUUAUAAUCUUGAUAAUGUUCAUAAAUCAAUAUUUGAGAAGCUCCCCUAAAAUAUGUAUACAGGGUAAAGUCUGAAUUGUUUUUUUCCCUAUAUUCAGUCUUAUGAAAUGAUUUUUUAUGUUUAUUUUACAACAUGUAAUUUUAAAUUACAGUAGGAUUAGACCGACAAUUUGAGCAUAUUGCCAGUAUGACUACAAUGUGCAUCAUGAUAUGUAAAUUAUUAUAUUGUGCAAAUUUAAGUAGAUUUUUCUAUAAGUUAAGGCUGACUAGUUUGUUAUUGAUAGGGUUGAUAGAGAAACUGUCUAAUUAUUUUAAUGCAUCUCAAGUUUGGUGGCAGCUUUCAAAGUACUGUGUGUUCCCUGUUUCUGAAAGCACACACAAAUACCUCACUAAUGUGGAUGUAAUACAUUAUAGAUUUGUUGAGGUGAAAAGAGCUCAUUGUGAGUGUGCUGGAGUAGUAUCCAAGCUUAAGGUUGCCAUUACAUGCACAGGGAGUGGAUCAUUAACACAAAAAUCAAUAUUUACAUGAAAUAUAUAUGCUUUUUUAGUUCUUUUCCCUUGGUGGAUUAUGUCAGUUUAUCUGUUCAUAAUAAUCACAGUGUUUCUGUUGGUAAUAACUUUUUGUUAUGUAGCUUGAAGAGUGUAUGGUUCUUCUAUUCUCCUAAUUUGCUAUUGCUCCCUCUACCACUACUGUCUCUGCUGUUUUCUCUAUGUAUCCUGUGUGUAUUAGCUCUCAGCUGUGUAUUUUCUCCCUCUUAAAUACCCUCUUAUCCCAGCCACCCUACAAAUCAAUGUCAUCUACUUCUACCUUCGAUUCUGUUGGUUAAUACCUGAGUUAAGGACACACCCAUCUGGAGGUAGGACUCCCCUGAGGGUCCCCAUACCUCCUGACAGGAAGUAUCUUAUUUAGGUUAUCCUGUCCACACUGCUACUGUCCACUGUCCCCAUCUUGUCUUCAUACUGUCACCUAUCUAUGUUCAAUCUAAUUUAAUGUAAACUGUACUGGGUAUUGAUCAGUCAUAUUAUAUGAAAUGGUAUAUAAAAAUAAAAAUCACUAUAACAAUAAACUUACAUCAACUUCUGAAUUUCAGUAAUUUGAAAAAAUCAUUGUCCUAGUGCUCUAUAUUACUGUAUAUUUGUAUCCUGUAUACUUACAUUUUGGUGAUUGUUUUUUAUAACAAAUGGAUGCCAAAUGAAUCAUAGCAUAUUCAUAUCAUGUGAUGUUACAAAACUCAUUUUAAUUUCUUAUCAAAUCUCUGCUUCAGCAUUACUUAACAUAGAUAUGUGUAACUUAAUUUGGCUUAAGCUGGACCAUGUAUAGACUUACCUAUCACUACAUUUGUAUGAACACUUUGCUUAACUGUUUUCCUCAUACAUGUAAGUAGAAUGAAUCAUAAUUCCUUGAAUCAAAAGUGAAAGUCAAUAAUGAAAUGCAACUAUUUGAAGUUUUUUUCUGCUCAAAAGACCGCACUCAAAUGCUGCUCAUGCUAAAUAAUGCUACUUAUUUUUCUGAUUGUUGUCACUGUAAAUGCACUAAAUCUUGUAAUUUAUAUUUAUUCAGCUAUCAUAAUGCAUUGUUUUACUGAGUACAUGUACAGUUCUGGGUAGCAGCUUCAGAUUGUAGUAUAGAAGAAAAAGGUACAUCAUGUAUGAUCCUAGUUUGGUCUAUAGUGAAGGGGAAGGUCACCUUUUUUUAAGUGUGCUCCCUUCGUCCCUUCACUUCUUUUGUGCUACCUUAUAUUAAUAAAAUCCUAGAUCUGCCUGUGUAAAUAUAAUUUAAAAAGUAGGUCAUUGAGUAUACAGCUAGCUGACAAAUAUUUAUAUAAAAGAGCACAGGCUUUCAGCAUCUGCAGUUUUGCUUUUUCAUUCCAAGUCCUUGUGCUUACAGUAGAUAAUGAUUUUUACAUUUAUAGAAGUAGAAUGAAGUCCCAGAAUCUUUUGACAUCAAAAAGAGGUGAUAAAAUAUAUUCAUUGACAUGGAUUUGACAGUUCCAACUUAAAUUGACAGGUACAAUAGGUAAGAUGUUUAUUAUUCUUACUGAAAACCUUUAAGUUGUAUAAUAAAGGAUGUGUUUGGUCUUUA
Lingula anatina is the source of this 5545-nucleotide messenger RNA. RefSeq lists its product as uncharacterized. Lineage: Eukaryota; Metazoa; Brachiopoda; Lingulata; Lingulida; Lingulidae. Gene Ontology annotation, cellular component: external side of plasma membrane. Gene Ontology annotation, molecular function: protein binding; cytokine receptor activity. The record is from RefSeq and is a predicted model, not a curated record. Gene Ontology annotation, biological process: cytokine-mediated signaling pathway.